This is a messenger RNA of Oryza brachyantha (malo sina), 2194 nucleotides long. Its product is annotated as kinetochore protein NDC80 homolog. Gene Ontology annotation, cellular component: Ndc80 complex. NCBI's taxonomy places the organism in Eukaryota, Viridiplantae, Streptophyta, Magnoliopsida, Poales, Poaceae. The coding region runs from base 21 to 1766 and encodes 581 amino acids. Gene Ontology annotation, biological process: attachment of mitotic spindle microtubules to kinetochore. The record is from RefSeq and is a predicted model, not a curated record. The transcript has 4 exons.
CCCCAACUCCGGCAACCAAAAUGCGGCGCGGCGGCGGCGGGGGCAGGCGCCUCCCGAAGUCCUCCCUGGCGCCGUCGACGGCGUCCGACCGCACGCCCUUGCUGGAUCCCCACGUCCUCCACCCGCGGAACCUCGACCUCGCCUUCUCCCGCCGCGACUCCGACGCCGCCAGCCUCUGCAGCAGCCGCCCUUCCUCCAUCGGCACGGGCCCUUCGCUCGCCGGCCCCGUCACCAACUUCUCCGACAGGGCGUCCCAAGCCGCCGCCAUCCGCGUCGUCAACGCGUACCUCGCCCCCGCCGUCAGCCUCCGCGCGCCUCUCCCCUCCGCCAAGGACAUCAUCGCCGCCUUCCGCCACCUCCUCGAGCGCGUCGACUUCCCUCUCCAGGGCUCGUUCGAGGACGACCUCCUCAUCUUCCUCCGGCUCCUCGGCUGCCCCUACAAGCUCGCCCGCUCCGCGCUCAAGGCCCCCGGCACCCCGCACAGCUGGCCGCCCCUCCUCUCCGUCCUCUACUGGCUCACCCUCCUCGCUCGCACCAGGGAGGAAGUCGACGCCUCCUCUUCUGCUUUCGACGAUGUCUCCAAUGAUCUCAUGCUCUACGUUACCAACAGCUACUCCCUGUAUCUGUCUGGUGAUGAUGGCUCAGUCGCGUCCCUCGAUGAGGAGUACUCCUCCAAAGCCCGUGCCCAUGCCGAGGCAGCCGUUGAGUCCUCGCAGGCGCUGGAGAAGGAGGCCCAGGAUCUGGAAGUCAAGAGGACAAAGCUCACCUCAGGACCCUCACGGCUGGAGGCGUUGCAGGCAGAGGAGGCGGCCUUCACCGCUGACGUCCAGAAGUUCGAGGAAGUUGUGAAGAGCUGGACGGCCAAGAUACAGGAAAAGAAAGAGUCAUUGGUACGCUUGGAGAAGGAACUGGAGGCCAAGGCGAUGGAUCGACAGCAAAUAGCGGCUGAAAAUGAGGAGCUGGUGAAGAAGGUGGACGCACAGGUGGUUAAUGUGAGGGAUGUAGAUCGGAUGCAAAGGGAGAUGCUGGCAGUAGAGAAUGAUAAUGCCAAGUUGGAGAAUGGUAAGGCGAUACUGGAAGAGAAAGGUUGGGAGCUCGAUGCUGCGGUGGUUGCGAAACUUGAGGAGAUCGAGGGACUUGUGGACCAGUGCAACCAGGCCUUCAGGAAACUGAAGCCUGGUGUUGAUUUCCAGUACGUGCUAAACCCAAAUGGGUCGUCCCCAGUUGAGCUGCUGGGAGCCAGUUACAAAACUAUUAUGAAGCCUGCACUCAAUUCUCUUGCUGAUGAGACUAGAAGGAUAUCUGUCUCAAAGCACGAUGAGUCAGUUGAUCUAGAAAAGCAGUCACAACGAAAUGCUAAAAUUCUGGCAGAGAAGAAGAAUCGUAUUUCCAUUUGUCAGGCCAAAUACGACGAGGUGGUUGCUCUAUUGGAUUCACAGGAUCUUGAAAUUAGGAAUCAUGUUUCAAGAUGCGAAGCUGAUGCUAGACAAAUGAAAUAUGAAUUGGAGAAAAAGGAUCAGCACUUGAGUACUAUUGAAAAGGAGGUAGAAGAAUUUUUAAAGAACUCCGAAAAGAGGCUCGAAGAUGCCAAACAAGAAAGCGAUGAAGAAACUCAGAUGUGUGCUAGAGAGCUGCUGAAACUUAUUGAUUCCGUUACAGAGUAUAAAGAGUUCAUGGAAGCAUCAAUUUGUGGGAUGAAGAAAGAGCUCUAUGAAGCUAUCGAUGAUAUAUCUUCACUACCUUCCAAGGUAGCAUCAGCCAGCUAGAUGAUAUAUCUUCACUACCUUCCAAGGUAGCAUCAGCCAGCUAAAAAACUUCUCAUCUGUGAAUGUGAUCAUGUGAAGAAAGCUCUACACGAAAGAGUUAGCGCCCAAGCGAGCUCUUCCUUCCUAUGCCUGAGAGCUGAAAUAUGUUAUACCCCUUAGAAGCACUCUUAGUUGUAUUCCUGUGCCAUCUUGUUCAUAGAAACUAGCUGAAUAUUUCUUACAUUGGAUUGGAAAUAGGAUAGUGGAGUAUUUGCUAUGCAAUUCUUGUGCAUGCUGAUUAAAAAUAGAAAUGCUUUCUAUGUGCCUACAAUACUCAAGAGCAUGUGUGCAUGGGUUAUUGUUUGGUGCUGAAAACGAUCUAGUGUGGUAUCAUGGGUUUUCCAAAAUGCCCACAAUCUUUAUUUGAUGGGGCACGUUUGAAUCCAAUA